AUGGCUCAUAAGAAUAUACUGUCCGCCGAGAGUCGUAGAAAACCGCAGCACAUACAUAGCACCUUGCUUGCACAGUUUUGCGUCACAGGGCUCGGCAACCACGUGCGCGCAUCGCAUGCGUUGAUGGGCGGAGGCGGAAGCGGGGGCGGCGGGCGGGCUGGACGCGCGCUCCGCCUUCUGCUGCUGCUCGUACUGGCUCUAGCGGCAGUGGAGUACCUCUUCGGGUCCAUACUCGACGCGUCACCCCUCAGAACCUAUCUUUACACGCCGGUCUAUAACGCCACCCAGUCUACGCUCAGGAGCGGUGAACGACUAUCAGCCGGUUGGCCUAGGAGGUUGCCUAUCACGCCGAUCGAAAGCAAAAAGCUCACACAGGUACACCCAUCGCAAGUGAAGACCUCUAGAGUCCACUUCAAUAUUAGCACUCUGCUCGAUACAACGAAACACCCACUCUUGAACAUGACCCGGCCAAACGUUACGGAGGACACCAGCACGCCACUGCUCAUCACGAAAAUAAUGGAGGGAAUAAAGAAUCUGGUGACGACUGAGGAAUUUAAUCUUAAAAUGAGCGAGCCGACGCUACCGUUGUGCGACGAGAUGCCGCCUGAUUUAGGACCAAUAUCUGUCAACAAAACCGAAAUUGAACUGGACUUUGUUGAAACAAAAUAUCCAGAGGUGCACCGUGGUGGACGUUACUCUCCUCCGAAUUGUACAGCAAGGCAUAAAGUUGCGAUAAUCGUACCGUACAGAGACCGUCAGCAACAUCUGGCCAUAUUCCUGAAUCAUAUGCAUCCAUUCCUGAUGAAACAGCAAAUAGAGUAUGGUAUAUUUAUCGUGGAACAGGAUGGUAACAGCGAUUUCAAUCGAGCGAAGCUGAUGAACGUCGGCUUUGCGGAGAGUCAAAAACAAAAGGCCGGCGGAUGGCAAUGUUUUAUUUUCCACGACAUAGAUCUCCUGCCGUUGGACCAGAGGAACUUGUACUCGUGUCCUAGACAACCCCGACACAUGUCGGCUUCGAUUGAUAAACUCAAUUUCCGGUUACCUUACGAAGAGCUCUUCGGUGGCGUGUCAGCUAUGACGCUUGAGCAAUUCACUAAAGUAAACGGAUUUUCAAACAAAUAUUGGGGCUGGGGUGGCGAAGACGAUGAUAUGUUUUACAGGUUGAAGAAGGUCAACUACCAUAUAGCAAGGUACAAGAUGUCGAUUGCAAGAUACGCGAUGUUAGAUCAUAAGAAAUCCGCUCCAAAUCCUAAGAGAUAUCAGCUGCUCUCACAGACGAGUAAAACAUUCCAGAAGGAUGGCCUAUCGACCCUAGAAUACGAUCUAGUCGAUGUGGUGCAACACCACCUGUACACGCACGUCAUAGCGAACAUAGACGAGCACAGC
Iphiclides podalirius (scarce swallowtail) is the source of this 1386-nucleotide messenger RNA. The record is from the annotation of a GenBank genome assembly. NCBI's taxonomy places the organism in Eukaryota, Metazoa, Arthropoda, Insecta, Lepidoptera, Papilionidae.